GAGCGGUGGAAGGAGCCCCUCGACGUCGACCCGAGGGCCCUUGCCGACGCCAACCCUGGACAGGCGGGCCGCGCGGUGCGGCAGAACCGCGGGGCCCAGACCGCGGAGGGCGGCAACCCCAAGAAGAGACGGGCGCUCCCGGAGAGCACCCAGCCCAGCAAGAAGAUGAGAAGCGCUGCCUAG
This is a messenger RNA of Prorocentrum cordatum, 183 nucleotides long. Lineage: Eukaryota; Dinophyceae; Prorocentrales; Prorocentraceae. The record is from the annotation of a GenBank genome assembly.